Messenger RNA from Colletotrichum destructivum, 4953 nucleotides. RefSeq names its product Putative AAA+ ATPase domain, ABC-2 type transporter, transmembrane domain, ABC transporter. The record is from RefSeq and is a predicted model, not a curated record. The transcript has a single exon. The coding region runs from base 1 to 4953 and encodes 1650 amino acids. Gene Ontology annotation, biological process: transmembrane transport; lipid transport. Gene Ontology annotation, molecular function: lipid carrier activity; ATP binding; ATP hydrolysis activity. Gene Ontology annotation, cellular component: intracellular membrane-bounded organelle; membrane. Lineage: Eukaryota; Fungi; Ascomycota; Sordariomycetes; Glomerellales; Glomerellaceae.
AUGGCGGCGCCAAAGUCGGCGUUCUGGCGCCAGGUGAGCACCCUAACGACCAAGAACCUCACCAUCCUCUACGCCCGGCACCCGGCCUCCACCAUCUACACCGCCCUCCUGCUCCCCAUUAUCCUGACCGUCUACCUCGGCAUCGGAAGGAACCUCAACAGCCCCCAGAACGACUACGGCAUCGCCGAGCCCCGGCCCGUGCGGUCCCUCCGAGACGGCCUCACGGCGGCGGACGGCUCGGCCCGCGACACGGUCGUCUUCGUCAACAACGGGCUCGCGGGGGGCGAGAUCGACCGGGUCAUCGGCUCCCUCUCGCAAGAGGUCACGGAUGCGGGCAAGAUCGCGAGGACGGUCGCGGACCCGGCCGAGGUGGGGCGCAUCUGCCGGUCGUCCUUCCGGGCCACGACGUCCUGCUACGGCGCCGUCGUUUUUCACUCCUCCCCUAGUGAGGGGGAUGUAGGUGGUGGUGAUAGUGGCGGCAUCUGGAAUUACACUCUGCGCGGAGACGGCGCGCUCGGGUCCAAGUUCCGAGUCGACGACGAUGACAACGACGCCCAGGUGUACACGCUGCCCCUCCAGAGGGCCGUCGACUCUGCCAUCGCCGUCGUCACCAACAGCAACAACACCAACAACGAAGAGAACAGCCAGUCCUCGCCCCCCCUUGCCGACACCCGCGAAUGGGGCUUCACGGACGAGACCGAGGACGAGCGACAGGCCAGCGCGCGCAGGCGGUACCAGCAGACCAUCAUCGACUACCUCGGCGUCUCCUUCGUGCUCGCCCUCAUCGGCAUCAGCUACCACCUCCCGGGCCACAUCGCCACCGAGCGCGAGAGGGGCCUGUCCCAGCUCAUCGACUCCAUGAUGUCGACGCGGCACGAGUGGGAGGCCCAGGCCGUCCGCAUGGUGGCCAACCUGUACUCCUUCUUCGCCGUCUAUGUGCCCGGCUGGAUCGCCGCCUCCGUCAUCGCGAGGAGCAUGAUCUGGAGGGAGACCAACAUCGGCAUCGUCAUCGUCUUCUUCGUCCUGGGCGGGCUGGCGCUGACGUCCCAGGCCGUCCUCGGCGCGUCCUUCUUCAAAAAGGCCCAGCUUUCCGGUGUCAUCAACUCCCUCGUCUACGUCCUGCUGGGCGUCCUGGCCCAGGCCCUGCCGGACCCGGGCACCGGCGCCGUCACCGUCCUGAGCCUGUUGUUUAUGCCAUGCUCCUUUGUCUUCUUCAUCAAGUCGAUGGCGCGCUUCGAGGCUGAGGGCCGGCCCAUGGACCUGCUCAGGGCCCCGCCCAACAGCGCGUCUGCUCUCCCCGGCAUCGCCAUCUGGGUCUUUCUUAUCGUCCAGUUCUUGGUGUACCCGCUGCUCGCGGCCCUGGUCGAGCGCCAGAUCCACGGCAUCGGCUCCGAGAGCCGCAGGGUGUACAAGGGCGACGGUCCACUGCCCGAGGACGCCGUCGUCAUCCACGGGCUGACCAAGGUCUACUCGCCGGGCCUCUUCCGCCGGGCCUUCUCCUUCGUCUCCAAGCCCCGGCCGUCGACCGUUGCCGUCAACAAACUCGACCUGACGGCGAAGCGCGGCGAGAUCCUGGCGCUCCUCGGAGCGAACGGCAGCGGUAAGAGCACGACGCUCGAUGCCAUUGCAGGAAUCAGCCGGUUCAACCAGGGCAGCAUCUCCAUCGACGCAUCCGGCGGCAUCGGCAUCGCGCCGCAGAAGAACGUCCUCUGGGACGAGCUGACCGUGGCCGAACACAUCGCCAUCUUCAACCAGCUCAAGUCCCCGGCGGCGGGGACGGGCGGCCACGAAGACCAGGACCAGCUGAUCCACUCCAUCGGGCUCUCGACGAAGCGGAAAGCCCAGUCCAAGACGCUCUCGGGCGGCCAGAAGCGCAAGCUUCAACUCGGCAUGAUGUUGACGGGCGGCAGCGCCGUCUGCUGCGUCGACGAGGUGUCUUCCGGGAUCGACGCGCUCUCGAGGCGCAAGAUCUGGGACAUACUCCUCUCGGAGAGGGGCCGGAGGACCAUCAUCCUGACGACGCACUUCCUCGACGAGGCGGACCUGCUGGCGGACAACAUCGCCAUCCUGUCCAGGGGCAGCUUGAGGGCCGAGGGGUCUUCCGUGGCUCUCAAGAACGCCCUCGGCGACGGCUACCGGGUCCACGUGCUCGACGCCAAAGACGUGAGAGAGCCCCCGGAAGUCGGCGGCGUUGCGAUGGCGGUCUCGUCCAGCACCAUCACCUACACGGCGCCCUCGUCGAAGCUGGCGGCCGAGGUGAUCCGCGCUCUCGAAGGCCGCCGGAUCCCCUACCGUAUCUCGAGCCCCAACAUCGAAGACGUGUUCCUCAACGUCGCCGAGGAGGUCCGCGGGGAAGAUCUUAAGUCGAUUCGGGACGGGGCAACCGUUGGGAACUCGCCGAUGUCAAGCCAAGAACUCACAAAGGAGAAGGACAAGGACGGCGUCGUCGUCCGCGGCGGUGGAAGAGACACCUUGGGGCUUCAGUCGGGCCGCCAGACGGGCUUCAUCGAGCAGACGCCCGUGCUGGUCCAGAAGCGCUUCACGCUGUUCAAGACGAACUGGAUCCCGUACGCCAUCGUCUUCGUCGUCCCCAUCGUCGCGGCCGCCGUCAUGCAGCUGCUCGUCGCCGACGAGGGGCCCACGAGCUGCGACCCGGCCGACCUCACCAGCGGAUCGGGGAACCUGGACAACUACAGAGAAGCCCUCGAGGGGGCAUCCAUAGCCGCCGGGCCCUCGUCCGCCUUCUCCAACUCCGUGAUAGGAGAUCUCUUGGGAUUCUUGGUCCCUGGGUCGAACAAUUCCAUCGACGCUGGCAACAUCUCGCUGAGUGACAGCUACCAGGACCUCACCCGGUUCAUCGAGGACAACAGGAAGAACAUAACCCCCGGCGGCCUCUGGUCCGGCAGUGGAACGGACGCUCCGCCGACCAUCGCCUACCGAACAGAUGCCAACGCCGUCUUCGCCGCCGUCAUCCUGCAGAACCUGCUGAGCAUCACGACGACAAACAUCAGCAUCGCCGCCGCCUACGCCCCCUUCGACAGCGUCAUCCCGAGCUCGACGCUGACCACGGCCCAGCUGGCCAUCUACUUCAGCAUCGCCCUGUCCAUCGUCCCGGCCUUCUUCGGGCUGUACCCCAACGUCGAGCGGCGCUUCCAGGUCCGCGGCCUGCAGUACUCGAGCGGCGUCCGCUCGCUGCCGCUGUGGGCGUCCCACCUCAUCUUCGACUUCGGCGUCUUCCUCGUGCCCCUGCUGCUCGCGGCCGUCAUCUUCGCCACGUCCUCGGACAUCUGGUUCGCCCCGGGCUACCUCUUCCCCGUCUUCCUCCUCUACGGCGUCACCUCCAUCCUGCUCUCCUACGUCCUGUCGCUCCUCACCAGCAGCCAGGUCGCCACCUUUGCCGCCAUCAUGGCCUACAACGGCGUCGGCUUCGCCGUCUACCUGAUCGCCUUCCUCUACAUCAUCACCUUCUCCCCCGCCACCGUUUCCGACCGCAACAUCCUCAUCGGCCACUACACCAUCUCGGCCGUCUUCCCCGUCGCGUCCGUCUGCAGGGCUUUGCUCGUCGGCUUGAACACCUUCUCUCUGGCGUGCUCCGGGACGGGGUUCGGCGACCCCGGGGCCCUGAACGCGUACGGCGGGCCGAUUCUCUACCUCGCCGUUCAAGCCAUCCUCCUAUUCAGCAUCCUCUUGUACAACGACAGCGGGAACAAGUUGCCGGCCUUUCUGACCCGGAAAAAGUCUCCUUCUGAGGCCGGUUCAGUCGCACAAGCAAACGAGGACCCCGAGGUGGCCAGCGAGCGGGUGCACGUCGAAUCGGUCUCCAACGACGACGGCCUCCAGGUCAGACACCUCACAAAGAAGUUCGGGUCCUUCACCGCCGUCGACGACGUCUCCUUCGGCGUCCGCCACGGCGAGGUCUUUGCCCUUCUCGGCCCCAACGGCGCCGGCAAGUCGACGACCAUCUCUCUCAUCCGCGGCGACAUCCAACCGAGCCGCAGCUCCGGCGGCGACGUCUUGGUCGAGAAGGUCUCCGUCACGGCCCAGCGGGCCCUCGCCCGCUCCAAUCUCGGCGUGUGUCCGCAGUUCGACGCCGUCGACGCCAUGACGGUCGCCGAGCACCUCCGCCACUAUGCCCGGCUCCGAGGCGUUCCGGACGCCGAGGACCAAGUGCGCGCCGUGAUCCGGGCCGUCGGCCUCGACGCCCACGUCGACGUGCCGGCGCAGCACCUCUCGGGCGGCAACAGACGCAAGCUGUCCCUCGGCAUCGCGCUGACGGGCAACCCGUCCGUGAUGCUCCUCGACGAGCCGUCGUCCGGCCUCGACGCCGCAGCGAAGCGGGUCAUGUGGCGGACGCUCGCCGGCAUCGUCCCGGGCCGCUCGAUCCUCCUGACGACGCACAGCAUGGAGGAGGCCGACGCGCUGGCGGGGCGGGCGGGCAUCGUCGCGCAGCGCAUGCUGGCCGUCGGCGAGGUCGGGGAGCUGCGAAGCCGGUUCGGCGACUCGCUGUAUGUGCACCUCGUGAGCCGGACGGCGCCGCACUCGACCGAGGCGGAGAUGGAGAGGAUGCGGCGAUGGGUCAUCGGCGCGUUCCCGUCCGCGCGCGUCGAGGCCGAGACGUACCACGGCCAGAUGCGCUUCUCCGUCUCGGCGUCGGAUGUGCUGCAGAGGGGCGGCGGCGGCGGUGGUCAGAAGGACUUCGACAGAGGUAGAGGCGAAGACGACUCCCGGGCGGAGGGGAGCAGCCGCGAGCUCAGCGCCAUCGGGCGGCUCAUCGUCAUGCUGGAGGAGAACAGGGACGUCCUCGGGAUCGAGCACCACAGCGUCAGCCCGACGACGCUGAGUGACGUCUUCCUCGCCAUUGUGGGCCAGCACAAUGUCCAGGAGGAGGGGUACGCGGCGCAGCCGGGGGAGAAGAAGAAGAUCAACUGGCGAAGGAUCCUCCUCGGGUUCUAG